Messenger RNA from Cylindrotheca closterium, 507 nucleotides. NCBI's taxonomy places the organism in Eukaryota, Bacillariophyta, Bacillariophyceae, Bacillariales, Bacillariaceae. The record is from the annotation of a GenBank genome assembly.
AUGAAGCCUUGGAGGAACUCAACAAAGCACUUUGAACUUGCGAUACGUUUGGAGAAACUGGGAGAAAAACAUGUUGAUACGGCAAAUGUGUACAUGAGCAAACGCCAACUUCUACCAAAUGAUCAUUCUGACGUGACUGUAUUGUAUCACCAUCUAUCGUACUCAUUGGAAAGGCAAGGCAAGUUUUCAGAGGCAACCAAGAUGCACAAACUCCAACUUGCGCCAUUACUAGAAAUGCAUGGGGAAGAUCACCCCGAGGUUGUAAGGGUGUAUACUGGAAUUGCCGAGCUGCUGAGACUCCAAAAUAGGUUGGCCGAUUCUCUUCAGAUGCUUGAUAGAGCCAUGGAAAUUUGCAAUCGAUUUGAACGGUUGGGAAACCUCGACAGAGAUAUAUUGCUAGUCACGCUGGGCCAUAGAUCACUUACACUAAAGGGCCUGGGCAACCUCGAGGCUGCCACGGAGGCGCUCAAUAAAAGUGCUAAUGAUACGGACGGAAACGUUAGGUGA